AUGACGACCUUCACGAAGCUCAGUGAGCAGGAGACCCCGAGCAUUGCCGUUCAUGCAUCUCGGCGCAUCUCUAAGAUCAACCCGAACAUCUAUGCUGGGUUCACAGAACACAUGGGCAGGUGUAUCUAUGGAGGCAUCUAUGACCCGGGAAACCCUCUUUCGGAUGAGAAUGGCUUCCGUAAAGACGUGCUGGAAGCUCUCAAGGAGCUGAACAUUCCUGUCGUCCGCUAUCCUGGUGGUAACUUUAUGGCGACAUAUCACUGGAUUGACGGUGUAGGUCCAAAGGACCAGCGUCCUUCUAGACCUGAGCUGGCUUGGUUGGGAACGGAGACCAACCAGUUUGGAACAGACGAGUUCAUGAAGUGGUGUGAAUUGCUUGGAACAGAGCCUUACUUCUGCCUGAACUUUGGCACGGCUCUUGCUUGGGUUGAGUACUGCAAUGGGACAAGAGAUACUUAUUAUGCCAACCUCCGGAGGAAGAACGGCCGUGAAGAGCCUUACAAUAUCAAAUACUGGGCUCUCGGUAACGAAGUAUGGGGGCCAUGGCAGGUUGCACAGACGACCAAGGAGGAGUACGCUCACAAGGCAUACCAAUGGGCCAAGGCUCUCAAACUGCUUGAUCCUACUCUGAAGUUAAUCCUCUGUGGGCAGGACGGCACUGCGUCGUGGGACUACUAUACGCUAAAGCACUGCAUUCUCCCAGUCAACUCGCCUCUUUCCACCAGUGCCGUUCCCUUGAUUGAUAUGCACAGCAUUCAUCUCUACACAUCGUCUUCAUCCCAUCUCCCCAACGUCACUGCCCCCCUUGCCGCUGAACGUGCUAUCGAAAUCACCUCGUCUCUCAUCGACCUAGCCAUGAUCGAGAAUGGCGUUCCUAACACCCAGCUGCGGCCAACCAUCUGCUUCGAUGAGUGGAACGUCUGGGACCCAAUCCGCGCAGAGGGCAGCAAGGGCGCCGAGGAAAGCUACACUCUCUCCGACGCUCUGGCUGUCGCGGUCUGGCUCAACGUCUUCGUGCGCAAGAGCAAGGAUGUCGGCAUGGCGUGCAUUGCGCAGACCGUCAAUGUCAUUUCGCCCCUCAUGACGACCAAGGAUGGCAUAAUCAAGCAGACUACCUGGUGGCCUUUGUACUUGUUCUCCAAGUACAUGCGGGGUUGGACCAUUAACACGCAUGUGUCCUGCGGUACAUACGAAGGCGAAACGGCCCCCAGCUGGGUUCGUACUGUCAAGGACACCCCUUGGCUGGAUGUCAGUGCUACUCUGGGAGAGGAUGGAUACGUAAACGUUGCUGUUGUCAAUAUCAGUGAAGAUAAGGACAUCGAAAGCAAGUUUGAAGGUGCCGCUGGGGAGGUCGCCGUGUUCACCGUCAAUGGUGACAGCGUUUCGGCAUGCAACAUGAACGGGAAGCAGGAAGUCGGUGUGACUGAGAGCACCUGGGAUGGCAAGGGCGCUUAUGCGUUUCCUAAGCACUCGCUGACUCUGCUGAGAUGGAAGGCUGAGUAG
Molecule: messenger RNA, 1503 nt
Organism: Aspergillus clavatus NRRL 1
Lineage: Eukaryota; Fungi; Ascomycota; Eurotiomycetes; Eurotiales; Aspergillaceae
Product: alpha-N-arabinofuranosidase
Exons: 6
Coding region: 1-1503 (500 amino acids)
Biological process (GO): polysaccharide catabolic process; L-arabinose metabolic process
Molecular function (GO): alpha-L-arabinofuranosidase activity
Source: RefSeq, a predicted model, not a curated record